Molecule: messenger RNA, 5894 nt
Organism: Nomia melanderi (Alkali bee)
Lineage: Eukaryota; Metazoa; Arthropoda; Insecta; Hymenoptera; Halictidae
Product: osmotic avoidance abnormal protein 3
Biological process (GO): microtubule-based movement
Molecular function (GO): ATP binding; microtubule binding; microtubule motor activity
Source: RefSeq, a predicted model, not a curated record
AUUUACAUACUUACUUUACUAUGCUUGAUAUGUAACAAAUCUUACAAUUAAUUAAAUUUCUUAUCGAGCCUUUACUUAUUACCUAAAUAAAGCACGAAUGAAGACCAAAUUAUGUAAAAAGUUUUUGUGAAAUAAUUAUCAGGGUUUUGAAGAAAAAUAUAUAUUUGCGAAUAAAGAUUUUUUUCUUGCCGCUGCUACUGUGCAGUGCAAAUAAUAAAAUAGAUAAGUGUUUUACGUAAGACGAGUAACGUCAAAUUGCAUAAGGUACAUGUAAAAUGCAUAUGUAGUCGAUAAGAUACAUAUUGCAAAAUAUUCAACAUAAAUAUUAUAUUUAUUAUUUUAUCUAAUAAAAAUAUUUCUAUAAUAAUAAUAGAGGACGGAUAGAAUAAACGUGUAUCGAAGGAUUUAGUUAAUUUACAGACUCUGUCGCAUCUCGAGCCUGGCGCUGUGAACCGGCCAUAGAAUAUCACAACAUAAGAAAGUCACCUUCAUUUCCGUUGAUGGCUUUUAAUAGUUGGAAAGAGUAGCAAAAGUAUUUUGAUCGGCGGUGUACAAUAUUUGAUAGCGCAAAGCACAUGCUUUCGAUUCUAAGCAACCAAUCGAACAUCAGACGAUUGUGCGCGAGCGCACUCCUGUGAUUUUUCGAAUAAGCGCAAGUCAACGAAGGUGUCAGUAAUUCACAACAUCGAAAGUUGCGUGUCAGUUCAGGUGUGCUCGUCACACGGUGCACUGCAUGUUUUCAAUUAUUUUAUCGAGACACAUGAGAACGUGUACCCUUGUGGUUCUAGAACAACUCAUAUGUCGAGAAAGAAACUACGUGCUCCGUUGAAAUGAGCGAGUCCGUGAAAGUGGCCGUGAGAUGCCGGCCAAUGAACACGCGGGAGCUGCAGCAGGGAUGCAGGGUACGUCAGCCGAGAGAAAGACGGGGAACAGGAUCCACGUUCGGCCCCUUGCUUCAACGUGGUAACCACCGACCCCGUCACAAAAUGCUGCACCCUGGAGUGUCCGAGCGAUGGAACCGGCAAAGUGUACCAGUUCGACGCGGCGUUCGGCCCAGAAGCAAGCACCGAGUCAUUGUACGAGAACGUUGGCUCGGUGAUCGUGGAAGCAGUCCUGGACGGUUACAACGGUACGGUGUUCGCUUACGGGCAAACCGGCUGCGGGAAGUCGCACACGAUGCGCGGCUUCAUCGAGCGCACCCUGGACCACAUCUUCGAGGCCACGUCGACCGCUAGCUCGGACAUGAGGUACCUGGCACUGCUUAGCUACCUGGAGAUCUACAACGAAAAGUUACGGGAUUUGUUGCAAGACGGGAACAGCGAUCUCCUAACGCUGAAGGAAGAUCCGAGCCGCGGCACAUACGUGGCCGGUGGCCUGCGAGAGACUACGGUCAAGGACGCGCAGGAAUGCGCCCGCUUGGUCGAGCAGGGGGAUAGGCGAAGAGCGCUUGCGGCUACUAAGAUGAAUGCAGCCAGCUCUAGGAGCCACGCGGUGUUGACGCUGUCCCUGGAAACAUUGGCCAUCAACGAUGACAGUAAAACGGAGAACGCGGUAAAAAGAGGUAGGCUGCACUUGGUGGACCUGGCUGGGUCUGAGAGGCAGGCUAGAACUGGAGCCACUGGGGAUAGGCUGAAGGAAGCAGCUAGUAUCAAUUUGAGCCUGUCUGCGCUGGGAAAUGUGAUUAGUGCUUUGGCUGCUGGCCAUGGACGACAUGUGCCUUACAGGGACAGUAAGCUGACAAGGCUUUUAAGAGACAGUCUUGGUGGCAACGCGAGGACGUUGAUGAUCGCUUGCAUAAGUCCCAGCGACGUGGACGCCGAGGAAACCCUGAGCACGUUGCGGUACGCUGCCAGAGCCCGAUGCAUCAAGAACAAGCCAGUGAUCAAUGAGGAUCCCAAGGAUGCUCUGUUGAGGCAGUAUCAACUGGAGCUGCAGCGUCUUCGUUCCCUGUUAGAAUCGAGCGACGCUAAUUCGAUACCGAAAGAGAUUCCCGUCAUCGAGGCGAACGAAGAGGUGGUCGUUGAAGAAGUCGAGCGAUUGAAGAAGGAAUGCGAGCAUUCGAACCUGUCAGCCCAGAGGCUUCGCGAGGAGCUGGAAGCUUUGAAGUCUCGCUUCGAGAGUGGAACGCAAACGAUGAACAACGUGCUUUCCAAGGCUGUCUCCGAGGAACCGAUGGGCGAGCAGGGCCUGGAACGCGAGGAGAAACGGAAGAAGAAGCAGCAGGCAGCCAUGCAGGAAGUCCUGAAGAGGUUGGAGAAGUUGACUAUCGGAGGAGAGGAACAAGGGAACACGGAGCUGAGGAGACGCCGUGAGAGGAGGAGGAAGAAACUCGCAGCUCUUGCUUCAGCUUUGGAGUCCAGCGCCCAGGAGGGCAAUGGGAGUGUCUUCCAAGUCUACGGUCAGCUUAGGUCAACAGAAGAUGCCUUAAAGCGAAUGGCGAAACGGGCGAAGCAAUUGGAAGCGGAGGCAGCGGAUCUUCAGGCUUCUUGGGAUGCGGAACGUCGCGAUCUUCUUCGCAGAGAGCUGCUGACGUCCCAGAUAUGCGACGCGAUGGUUCCUCAUCUUCGUCCCGGUUGCCCGUUCCGCGACGUUGCCGUCGUACGAGCUGCAGCGACCUGGUGCGACGAGCUAGGUCGGUGGAGACUGCCCGACGUGUCGCCGCAUAUUCCUCUUCCUCCACCGUCGUUAGUCCUCAAGGAUAACAUACAGUACUCCAUACCGCCUUCCAAACCCGAUCUCAACAACAACAGCAACGGCAAGGACGCCGAAGACGAGAUCGGCAAUGAGGCUGACAACGAAGAAAGCAGCGAGCAGGAGGAAACCAAGAAGCCGGACAUCGUCGACACGUACUUCCGUCGAAACCGAAUCGACAAAAUCCUGGCGCACGUUAGGGAAGCGAAAACUUUCGAUUCCAGUAGCCGGAUCAGCCGGUCAGGAGGGUCCGAGGACUUCAUUCCACUCGGCGGCAACUAUCAGCAGUUGAACGCUCUGAAUCUCCAAAGUAGCGCACCAGUGAUUGGCGAGGUGGACAGCUACAAGCCUACCCCCCAUCUGCCAAUGUCUCGCUUCGGAAGGCCAGGUUGGCUGUUGGAGGAGAACUCGAUGACCAAGGGCCUUUUCCCGAGCGCUAUCAAGAGAAAUCCUCCUCGGAUACUGGAAGCGUUGCCUUCGUAUCCGCAAGGCACCAACGGAGGGAUUAAAUUCGGGAACAAGAUUCUGUCGGACAAACUUUCAUCAAGAUUGAUCGAAAACGAAGCCGACGGGAACCGACCCACUUUAGUUGGGCACACUCGUUCUCCUACCUACUGAUACUAGACACGUAGAGACGAAGAUGAAACUUGGGGGCAAUAAUGUUUGGAGGAUGUCUGUGAUAAGGAUGUGCAAAUGGAAGCAACAUCUGAAACGCUCAAUAGCGACGGAGCGUGGUAAAGAUCGUAUCUGAAAACGCAGAAGACUGGGAUCUUAACGACGACCGGAGAGUUUAUCAAAAAUUGCCAUUCUCACUGACAAUGGACUUGGGAAAUUAAUAAUAUUUUCGAAUAAAUUUACAAAUGUUAUUAGUAAUUUACAUUUAUUCUUAAGAAACAAUGUUUCUCGUCUGCUCGUGCAAUUUAUUUUUAUCUUAAUAUAUAAAAUGGUCAAACCACGUUACUGGAAGUUGUACACAUUUGAAUAAUUAUUAAAAAUAGAGUAAAAUUAAAUAAUAUUCCCUUAUUAAAAAAAAAACGAUUAACACAUUGUUCUUUGUACAACAACAUAUUUAUUCCAACGAGUCUGAAGCUACAGAAAUUUUCUACGAGCCAUAUUUUAACUCCUCUUUCCUCUUGUUUCAUGCAAGCGCGAUGUAGGAAACUCUUGCGAAAAAUCUAAUCGCUGUGGUACCCGAAACCACACUUUUCCAAGCAUCAUAGUCAUAGACGAUAAAAAAUAGUUUAAUCAUCAGCGAAUCUUUAUUAUUUUCCCAUGAGCAAUAUGACAAUUACGUGAACGACCAUCGAUAUGAUAUCCACGAGCAAAGAAGGAUCGAAAGAGGUGUUAAAAGACAGGAAUUCCAACAGGUUUAUGAAAGUACACGUACAUCGUUGUGCACACAAUUAUACAAAGAAGCAAUUUUUAAGCAAAAACGUAAACGAGAUAUCACGAAUUCCAUACACAUUUCGAAUAACGUAUAUUUUGAUGAAUUAAAAUUCAGUAAUGUCGUCUCAGAACAGAGUAUGCUUUAUUCGCUACAAUAUUAACCGCUUCCUCGUGUUAACACGUUGAAUGCCGCACGAUUUUAAGCUGCAGGACAUGCGAAACGAAAGAAAUACAAUAUUAAAUUAUUGAAUUGAAUUGUGUUCAUAUCAUCGCAGGUUUGCCUUGCUGAAUCAUAUUUAUGUCACUGCAUUAGGUAACGUUAUUUGCAAUACAGGAAUUGUUUCAAGUAACCACCGUUUAAUUGAAGGAACUGCAGUAGUUGAAUUUGUGCGGAGGUCACCGGUAACCACCACGGCAUUCAACGUGUUAAUUAGGAUAUCGAAAACUCUACUAUUUUGCAAGCUGGUGUACCUUUGAUUCCUAGUGGAAAGAAAAAUUGUUCGCAUUGGCCGAAACGAUCGAUGCAAUCGCGGGCGUAAAAAGAGAAACCACGAGCAGCCGGGUCACGCGAUGUAGAGAACGUACACACAUUUUUAAUACAUUAGAUCGCCGGUACGGUUCGAUUAAUCGUUCCGCGAUAAAGGUUCUUGCGAAAUCCCGGCGUCGGGAGAUUUAAGGUGUGCGACCGACGGUUUUCACUCGACACACGCGCGUCGCUAAAAAAGUGCCAGAGAAAGGACCAAAGCCGUGAAACCACGCUCACGGUUCUCUAUGUGUAGGUCAGUAAAUCUUUGUACAUAGUCCUUGUACAUAUAAAUCCGUGUAUACAUGAGCAACGGUGUCGUUUUAAAAGUUUUUAGUCGCAUUCUUUUAGUUUUUCUUAUCGAUAGCGAAAUUUAUUAAAGGUUUUGAUUAUUGUAAUGGAAAUUUUAAUUAUUUUGUUUAUAUAUACCUGUACUAUUAAUAAUGCCUAAGGGUUAGUAAUUCUAUCAAUAAAUUACAUUGAUUUUAUUAAUACAAUUUUGGCAUAGAUUUUAUUAAUGAAUUAUGCAUAUUUAUGAAUUGUUGUAAUUCGAAAUUAUUGAAGGAUUUAAUGAUCGAUAAACAACGGAUGAAAGAUGCGUUUAGAUACCUGUUUACUUCGUGAUUAUUUUUUGUUUCAACAAUGUGCAACUAUAAACUUUUGAACGAUUACGUAAAUGUUGCUUCAUGCUGAUUAUAGCUGCUAUUUUUCCAUGUUGAUUAAUUAGAUCGUGAGCAUUUGCGCAACUUCGAUAUUUUAUGGAUUAAUUAAAAAACAUGAAGGCUAAAUGUAAAAUUUAAUUGCGAUUGCUUCGUUCAGCUGGCAGUGACAUGAAUUUCCUAUUAAUCAUGCUGACGUUUGCAAUCCAAUUAAGAAUAUUGGAAUGGUUUAAUAAUAAUCUGUGUUCCGUAACAACAAUUCAUUGAACCAGGAAUAAAUAGAUGAUUUAUAGAUAGAUAAUUAUGAGAAUACUUGAUUGGUGUUGUAGUCAAUUCUUUUUCUUGUUGAUACAGAAAAACCGACAGGGAACAAAUUUAUUGUUUAACGUAUUUAAUGAUAUGUAUGAUAUGUAUAUGUGUUAUAAUUAAGAUGGUUUGGAAUCUAACGAGUUGCACCUAUUUUCUCAAACUUAUCUCGAACGUUUCUUUGUCUCGCUGACGUAAGAAAAUGAUGUUUUGUUCUAAAGAAAAUUUACAUUUUGCGGAAACAUACGAUUCUCCAAAAAAGCAAAACAUGAAACUGGAAAACUAACAGCUCUGCAUUUAAGUCCUGACUGUACAUAAAAUAAAGUAAA